UUGCAGUGUUGGUUUCGCUCUCCUCUUUUGUUUGGCAGCCGCGGCUCCCGGUUCCCUGUGUUCCGUGUGCCCGUAUCCGCCCGCUUCAGCGCCGUCCCUGGGCUCCUGUGCGCUGCGCGUAGCCCUGGCCCCGGCGGCCGGGGCAUGGGCCAGGGGAGCGGGGUAGGGCGGCUUUCCGCGGGGCCUUGACCUGCACCGGCUUCAGCAUGAAGACCCUCAUAGCCGCCUACUCCGGGGUCCUGCGAGGAGUGGCCUGCAGCGUCAUCCUCAUGUACACGUUCUGCACUGACUGGUGGCUCAUCACCGUGCUCUACUUCACCUGGCUGGUGUUUGACUGGAACACGCCCAACAAAGGUGGCAGGAGGUCACAGUGGGUCCGAAACUGGGCUGUGUGGCGCUACUUUCGAGACUACUUUCCCAUCCAGCUGGUAAAGACACACAACCUGAUCACCACCAGGAACUAUAUCUUUGGAUACCACCCCCAUGGCAUCAUGGGCCUGGGCGCCUUCUGCAACUUUAGCACAGAGGCCACAGAAGUGAGCAAGAAGUUCCCUGGCAUAAAGCCCUACCUGGCUACAUUGGCUGGCAACUUCCGCAUGCCAGUGCUGAGAGAGUACCUGAUGUCCGGAGGCAUCUGCCCUGUCAACCGAGACACCAUAGACUACCUGCUUUCAAAGAAUGGGAGCGGCAAUGCCAUCAUCAUCGUAGUGGGGGGCGCAGCCGAGUCUCUGAGCUCCAUGCCAGGCAAGAAUGCCGUCACUCUGCGCAACCGCAAGGGCUUUGUGAAACUGGCCCUGCGCCAUGGAGCUGACCUGGUUCCCACCUACUCCUUUGGGGAGAAUGAAGUGUAUAAGCAGGUGAUCUUUGAGGAGGGCUCCUGGGGCCGAUGGGUCCAGAAGAAGUUCCAGAAGUACAUUGGCUUUGCCCCGUGCAUCUUCCAUGGUCGAGGCCUCUUCUCCUCUGACACCUGGGGGCUGGUGCCCUACUCCAAGCCCAUCACCACUGUUGUGGGUGAGCCCAUCACCAUUCCCAAGCUGGAGCAACCGACCCAGAAGGACAUUGACCUGUACCAUGCCAUGUACAUGGAGGCCCUGGUGAAGCUCUUCAACAACCACAAGACCAAGUUCGGCCUCCCAGAAGCUGAGGUCCUGGAGGUGAACUGAGCCAGCCCUCAGGAACCCGGGAGGAACCAGCUGCAAAUCGUUUUCUGCCGAGUUCUCGAGUGCUUUUUGUUCUGUAAAUUUGGAAGCAUCAUGGGUGUCUGUGGGUUAUUUAAAAGAAAUUAUAAUAAUUUUGUUGAACCAUUACAAUGUUAGGUUUUUUUUAAGGAGAAAAAAGUGACUAUUUCAAGCUCUUUCACUUCUGGUUUGUCCUGUUCUAGGUGGUGGCUAAUACACCUGGGCCUUUCUAGUUUCUCCACCAACUCCCCUUCUCUUUACCAAAAUUACUGAGAAAAUUUACUCCUGGCUAGUCAGGGGAAAAGGGACAACCAUUAGUGACUCAGGCCAGUUAGAUUGUUCACUCUUUGCCCUGAGGGAUGAGAGGCAGAAGCCACUUCUAAUAUAAACACUUCUAUUCCCAGCCGCCCCACACUCGACUACAGGGAAGUCCCUCUUGUCAAGCGGAAGACUUAGGGGGCACAGUUGUCCCUGUUUUGCAGAGGGCAGUGGUGUGCCUCUGGCAUGCUCCAGCUUGAUUCUCCUUUCUCGCCAACCCCCCUACCAGGGAACUUCUCCAGCUCCUCCCCACAGUCCACUUCAGUCUCUCAAAUCUAAGCCUGAACUGGUUUUCUCCAGGGCAAGGAUGGGGGUGGCAACGGUACCACACUGGCGAACAAGACUGACCUGGAUACACCAUCUCUUAGAAGGCUACCACGUUCUGGUUGGAGUGAUUGGUUUUCCUCAGGAGUCUGACGACCCAGCAUAAACACAGCACUUGGCCUGAAUCAUACUUUUCCCAGUGGCCUCAGUUAUGCUUCACCUACACCCCCAAGUCUGUGUGUGAGGAAGAGGAUCCCUCUUCCUGUUCACAGAGGGGACCUGCCCCUCUGAGCAGCAGACUGGUUCCAGGACAGGAGGCCCCUGAAGACAAGCCCCGCAUCUCUGUGCCUUUCUGUGGGAAGAAACCCAGCCCCUCCUCUGUGUUGUUUUCUCUUAAUGAGAUCAUUGUACCAUGUGAGACUUUUGUAUAUUUCUAGACAAAUAAAUGGAAAUGAGAGUUCUGUAUAGGUUAUUCCUGGGGCUGCAUCUGCGUCCUGACGCUGAGAGUUGGAGAAGAUCCCAGCCCCAGCUGGACUGCUUGCUGAGCCUUCCACCUUCUUGCUUCUUAGCCCUCAUGGCCCUGUUGUGGUAUGUUAGUUAUGUAUUGCUAUGUAACAGAUUAUCCCAAAACCUAGUGGCUUAAAAGCACAUCUGUUUCUCACAGUUUCUAUGGGUCAGGAGUCUAGGUAUGGUUUAGCUGAGUCUUCUACUUAAGGGCCUCUCACAAGGUUGCAGUCAUCUCAAAGCUUGACUAGGGGAGGAUCCACUUCCAAGCUCAUUCAUAUGGUUGUUGGCAGGAUUCAGUUCUUCAAUGGCUGUUGCCCAGAGGCCAUCCUCAGUUCUUUGCCACAUGCGCCUCUCUAUAGGAUAGCUUACACAUGGCAGCUGGCUUCAUCAGAGACAGUAAGCAAGAAGAGCCAGAGAGAGUAGAAGCAAGAUGGAAGUCACAGUCUUUAAUAAGUUAAUCUUGGAGGCAAUAACUUAUGACUUUUGUCAUAUUCUGUUCAUUAUAUACAAGUCACUGUCCAGGCCACUAUUGAGAGGAUUACUCAAGGGAAUGAAUGCCAGGAAAGGGGGGAGUGGAGCUGUCAU
Messenger RNA from Trichechus manatus latirostris (Florida manatee), 2852 nucleotides. RefSeq names its product diacylglycerol O-acyltransferase 2 (gene DGAT2). The coding region runs from base 207 to 1163 and encodes 318 amino acids. The transcript is spliced from 7 exons. NCBI's taxonomy places the organism in Eukaryota, Metazoa, Chordata, Mammalia, Sirenia, Trichechidae. Gene Ontology annotation, molecular function: diacylglycerol O-acyltransferase activity. The record is from RefSeq and is a predicted model, not a curated record. Gene Ontology annotation, biological process: triglyceride biosynthetic process; diacylglycerol metabolic process. Gene Ontology annotation, cellular component: endoplasmic reticulum membrane.